Mycotypha africana is the source of this 276-nucleotide messenger RNA. RefSeq lists its product as uncharacterized. The record is from RefSeq and is a predicted model, not a curated record. The transcript has a single exon. Lineage: Eukaryota; Fungi; Mucoromycota; Mucoromycetes; Mucorales; Mycotyphaceae. The annotation marks the transcript as partial.
GUAGAUGACAGAGGAUACGGAAUCGCCUCACCUCUUAAAGGUCAUUUACGCUAUGGUGAUCCAUGGAGGCCAAGAAUACAUUAUGCCUUACUAACGAGUUUAAUCCCAGUCAGAUUGGUGUCUACUGCAGCAAUGUCUUUCAGCCGUCGCAGUUGUAGAAAAAAACAACCGAAAAGAAAAAUGAACCAUAGAGGUUCAUUUCUUUGUAUUGACCCCUACUGCAUCUCCGUUCUGAAUAUGAAGGCUGAACAUAGCAGGGAUACGGUUUCUGCUUAG